This is a messenger RNA of Macrosiphum euphorbiae (potato aphid), 810 nucleotides long. Lineage: Eukaryota; Metazoa; Arthropoda; Insecta; Hemiptera; Aphididae. The record is from the annotation of a GenBank genome assembly.
AUGGAAUCGAUUGCGAAUUUUCCAGAAGCUGCAAAUAAUUAUACCUUCAUUCAGUGUGCAGAAAGAAUGAGGCGAUUGCGACAAGGAAUGUACCCAGCCACACCUCAAAAUAUUUUAGAGUUCCACAAUUUACUAAGCAAUGAUGAAAAUCAAAUGUUUACACUAACAUUACAAAAAUUACAAUUUUAUCAAAGCCCAUUGAUUGUGAAUGGAGUUAUUAAAGGUGUCCUGUUUUGCAACAUAGCUCAUAUACAGAAAAUCAAACAAAAUUUAAGAAAUUUAUCUGGUUGUGACUGGACAUUCAAAACUGUACCAAAAUUUUUGGAUAAUGAUGCUUAUCAGAUAUUCUCAUUCCAUAUCCUGUUCAAAAACGUUGUAAGUUUUUUCCCACUAGUUCAUGCUAUCCUCACAGGCAAAACACAGGAUAUCUAUAUACAACUUCUGAGAUACGUCAGAAGUGUGUUACCAUUAAAUUAUGCAGAUUUAAUCAUAAUAACAGAUUAUAAGUAUGGUCUAAUUAAUGCUGCAAAAAUAGUAUUUCCGGAGAGUAAAACGCAAGGAUGCUAUUUUCAUUUUUGUCAGGCAGUCAUACGGUACACUAGAGUCAAAAAAUCUCAAAUUUUUCAUUUAAUAACAUCAAAUUUGAAUGCAAUUUAUCAGUUACAAUUCCUAGAAAAUCAAUAUAAUAUUGAAUUUCAACAAUUGAUAAAUAAUUUGAAUAUACGACGAUCCAAACAUGUUAGGAAUCAUAACACUGAAGUUAUAAGGGAUUUAAUACAAAAGCUAGUGAAUGACAGGGACCCUACCUGA